AUGGAGCUCCGUUCUGGCUGUGGCCUGGGUACCUGCCAUCACGCCCCUGCUCAAGGCUCUUCCCUGGCUCUCACCACCGUCAUCACCACCCUGGACUUUGUUGUUCAUUUUCCUCCCAGUCAUCCGUCCUCCUGCAUCCCUCUGCCUGCCAUUCCUUUGCGAGCCCCUUCACCAUCUCUGCUCCACCUCAUCCUUGCCUCCUUGUCUUCAUGUCCAUAUGUUCUCACAGGUGCCCACGGAGUCAGAGAGGAGCCCCAGUUUGUGACGGCCCGCGCAGGGGAGACCGUGAUUCUGGGAUGUGACGUGGCUCACCCACUCAACGGCCAGCCCUACGUGGUGGAGUGGUUCAAGUUUGGAGUGCCCAUCCCCUUCUUCAUCAACUUCCGCUUCUACCCUCCUCACGUGGACCCCGAGUACGCCGGCCGAGCCAGCCUGCAUGGCAAGUCAUCUCUACGUAUUGAGAGGGUUCGUUCGGAAGACCAGGGCUGGUACGAGUGCAAGGUCCUGAUGCUGGAACAACAGUACCACACCUUUCACAACGGCAGCUGGGUGCACCUCACAGUCAACGCUCCGCCAACUUUCACGGACACACCGCCGCAGUAUGUGGAGGCCAAAGAGGGGGGCAGAAUCACUCUGAGCUGCACGGCCUUCGGGAAUCCCAAACCUUCAGUCAGCUGGCUCAGGGAGGGAGACCCCGUACAGGACAGCAGCAAGUAUAAGGUGAGUGAUGGCAGCCUGACGAUUGUUUCCAUCAGCCGUGAGGACAGGGGAGCAUACACAUGCCGAGCGUACAGCGAGCAGGGAGAGGCCAUCCAUACUACACGCCUACUCGUCCAAGGACCCCCAUUUAUUGUUUCACCGCCAGAGAACAUAACCGUAAACAUAUCCCAGGAUGCAUUCUUCACUUGUCAGGCUGAGGCGUAUCCUGGCAACCUAACGUACACCUGGUUCUGGGAGGAAGAUAACGUCUUCUUCAAGAAUGAUCUAAAGCGCAGAGUGAGUAUUCUGAUCGACGGUUCGCUCAUCAUCUCCCAGGUGAAACCUGAGGAUGCUGGGAAAUACACCUGCAGCCCGAGUAACAGCCUUGGGCGCCCACCUUCUGCAUCAGCGUACCUGACAGUGCAUUACCCUGCCCGUGUUGUAAACAUGCCGCCUGUUAUUUACGUGGCUAUCGGACUGCCGGGGUACAUCCGCUGCCCGGUGGAUGCCAACCCGCCUGUCACUUCAGUGAAGUGGAAAAAGGACAGCCUGCCUCUGCGGAUAGAGAAGUACCCUGGCUGGAGCCAAAUGGAAGAUGGGAGCAUUCGAGUGUCUGAGGUGACAGAGGACUCUCUCGGCACCUACACCUGCGUGCCUUACAAUAGCCUCGGUACAAUGGGACAGUCCCCUCCCGCUCCUCUGGUGCUAAAGGACCCACCCAAAUUUCUGGUGGUUCCUGGAGGGGAGUACAGGCAGGAGGCUGGUCGAGAGCUGGUCAUCCCCUGUGAGGCAGAAGGAGACCCAUUCCCCAAUAUUACAUGGAGAAAGGUAGGGAAGCCCAGCAGAAGCAAGCACAACGUCCUACCACGAGGCAGCUUACAGUUCAAAUCUCUCAGCAAGGAGGACCAUGGGGAGUGGGAGUGUGUCGCCUCCAAUGUCGCCACGAGCAUCACUGCCAGCACGCACCUCCUAGUAAUCGGCACAAGCCCACACGCUCCCGCCAAAGUCCACGUUUCGGUCUCGACGACCUCGGCCAACGUCUCGUGGGAACCCGGUUACGACGGCGGCUUUGAGCAGACAUUCUCAGUCUGGUACGGCCAUGUGAUGAAGAGGGAGCAGUUAGGACCGCAUGACUGGCUGUCCAUGCCUGUGCCCAGCGGGCAGCACUGGCUCCUGGUGCAAGGCCUGGUGUCCGAGACGGCCUACCAAUUCAGUGUCCUGGCCCAGAACAAACUGGGGAUGGGCCCGUUCAGCGAGGUCGUCACUGUGAACACACUAGGUUGUAGGGAUAGGAUUACAGCUGUUAUUCCGACUCCUAACACUGCAGGAACUGCGAGACUAGUCCGUAUCGAGGGAAAGAUGAAUGCAGCAAUGUACAGAGACAUCCUUGAUGAUAACCUGCUCCAGAGCGCUUGGGACCUCAGACUGGGGCGAAGGUUCAUCUUCCAACAGGACAACGACCCCAAGCACACAGCCAAGAUAACAAAGGAGUGGCUACGGGACAACUCUGAGGCCUGGUAUGAGUUCAGAGUGAUGGUGGUUAUGGAGGACAUUGUCAGUGAGCCCAGUAAUGUAGUGGGAGUCUCUAGCACAGACUACUUUCCGCCGCCUGAGGUGGCAGACGAGGGGCUGGCGCGGCCGGUGGUGGCAGGCAUUGUGGCCACCAUCUGUUUCCUGGCAGCAGCCAUCCUCUUCAGCACGCUAGCAGGCUGCUUCGUCAACAAACAGAGACGGCGUAAGCUCAAGCGGAGACGAGAUCCCCCUCUGUCUAUAACACACUGCAGAAAGAGCGUGGAGACUCCAUUUCUCCCUCCCAAGCACUUGAACCACUGCCUGUAUGUCACCAACACACCCUUGCACACCAGAGUAAAACCCCCACACCCUUUGCAUCUUCAUCCGGAACCUCCCCUUCCUCCCCCUCUUGUUCUUCCUCCUAGUGCCCUCCAGCCCUCCACCCUUCAAGUAUCUCCUUACCCUGGUAUCCUGCAGCUGGAGGCCCCAAAGAGCCGCCCAGGCAAGUCUCCCAGCAAGGUCAAGCCUCAUGGCCUUCCAGCCAAGCGUUUACCUAUGCAAGAGGCACAGAGUCUAGGGCAGCUAAGACACACAAGCCACGGUAUGGGUGUACCGGUAUUGCCUUACCCUGACCCAGUGUCUCACAUGGUUGGCCCAAGCUCAUUCGGAAGCCUGGAUACCCGAUGGUACGAGCUUACACCCAGGCUUAGCCCAAGGCAGCCCCGUAGGAUGGAACCCAGCAUGGUAGUUCUCCAGCCAUCCCGCCUCUCACCUCUAACUCAGAGCCCUAUUAGCUCUCAUGAAGGCUCACCGGAGAUUGUAGUACGCCCCAGGCCCCGUCCCAGUGUCAUCCAACCCCCGAUCCCUCCAGAGAUGUCUGAGAUCACCCUUCAGCCUCCUUCUUCAGCUAGCUUCUCUAGAAGGUCCACCCCCUCCUCCUCUCCUGCUCAAGGCCAAGGCAGCCGAAGAGCAAGUCCCAGCUACCGAUCCCACAUGGCAUUUGCCACCUCAGCAGCAAGCUAUCCGUCACAAUCCCCUUCACCUCCUGUAGAAAGCAGCAACAUUUUUGGGCAGAUGCCAACCCAGAGGAGGACUGAGGAGGAGAUCCUUCCAUCAGAACCCUCUCCACCCCAGUUAUCAGCUUCAGGAAAACGUCGAGGUGCACCAAGUGGCUCUGCAGGGUCUGAGAGGAUAGAAGCACUGAGAUAUCAACGAGUGAAAAAAGCCAAGAAAAUCGGCAUCAACAAUAACAACUCCAAGACCAGACGAAAGAUGGGUGUGCCCCCCUCUCAGAUCCAGCAGCCCCACACCUCUCAGGUCCUCCAGCCAGAAGAAGCUCUCUACCUCCGCAAGAAGAAGAAAAAGUUGACUCGCCAGGACCCGUAUGCCCGCUUUUCCGCUCUGCUGUACCGCCGCCCGCCCCGAGAAGACCAGAAAGCCAUUUUGGCUAGUAUGGACACAGCAGACCCAGACCACGCCACUCUCCUCUGAAGUCCCAGAGAUUACAGACCACACUCUCCCCAAACUCUGAGCUCCUUCCACCUUUGCUCAGCCAGCCAACGUCUUCACGUCCACCCCUGAAUCCAAUGAAACAGCAACCCAGCGCCUGUCUCUUUCCUCUGUGAAGACCCUUGGGGGAAAAUCUCUUUGGGAUGAGAGGGCUAUUCCCAGUGGCCAAAGGUUUAUAUUGUGUUUCUAUCAUUCAACGGUGCUUCUUUUCUACAGAAAGACAUGUAUUUUCACUGUCUGAACAGACAUACCUGGGCAAAUGUACAUUUUAGCGUGCUAGCCAUUGUCCAAGGGGCAUGUAAUGGCCGUUAGACGAGAUGUGGCAUGUUCUGUGUCUUAUCACUUGUACAGAUGUGCAGUCAGCUUGUACAUUUGAAAAAUGUCUAAAGCUGCAUCAAAUGGCUGAAAUGAUACUGUUUCUUCAGCCUGGGAAAAUAAUUCAAAUCAAAAAGCAAGUGAAGGUGAACCCUUGACCUCCAACUGACAGGUUAAAGGGGUUAUAGGUAUGUGGUUCAUGGCUAAGCUCCACCCAAUGGCCAAUCACCACAUAUAGGCAUUUUAACAGCCUACGUAAGGUGCUAUAAAAAGUCUUCAGACUGAACUCUGUUAAUAAUAUAUCAUUAAUUUGAUCUUCCAGCAGAUAAUGGCUGCUGCUUAUAGGUGCCGUAACAUUAGCGAAAUUUCAACAAAAUUUUGUGAGCAAAAACGUUUGUUGUCUAUUAUCAAUAAUGUAGCGAUGCAUGAAGCACCACUCACACCGAAGUCACUUUCAAACCAAGCAGCUUUCUGUUAAAGGGGUGGUUGACUGUUUUUUUUCUAGGCUU
Molecule: messenger RNA, 4544 nt
Organism: Sinocyclocheilus grahami
Lineage: Eukaryota; Metazoa; Chordata; Actinopteri; Cypriniformes; Cyprinidae
Product: protein turtle homolog B-like
Exons: 23
Coding region: 1-3702 (1233 amino acids)
Cellular component (GO): neuron projection
Molecular function (GO): protein binding; nucleic acid binding
Source: RefSeq, a predicted model, not a curated record